Messenger RNA from Danio rerio (zebrafish), 2054 nucleotides. The record is from RefSeq and is a predicted model, not a curated record. NCBI's taxonomy places the organism in Eukaryota, Metazoa, Chordata, Actinopteri, Cypriniformes, Danionidae.
GUUGAACUAUCUAAAAGUUUUCCUAGGCAUCAGGCUGUAGGUUGAAUCAAAUACAACCCCGAGUUUUGCCUCUGUAAACUAGUGCUUCCAUCGUGCAUCAGAUUAAGAUCUUCUGUUUACAGCGAAACGUUUCCAACUUCUACUGACUCCAUCUGUGUGUUGAUGUAAUAUUCUGAAGUUAUUGAAAGCCACUGAUAACGUCUGGCAGAACAGUAUCUCUACUAUUGCUGUAACAAUCUUUACGGAUAAACAUCGGAGAUAUGAUGUAAUUAGAUAUCCAGAAUGUCACACUUAAUUUGUUUUGUCUGAUCCUUUUGAUAAGAUGCCUCAGUAAAGGCAACACUGCCAGUCGCAGUUGUGGAUAAUAUCUCUUGCUUAAUUCAUUGUGAAACGAUUUGUGUUUCAGCUUCAGAUUGCAAGCCAUGCACUCAAGUUCGUAUCCCAGUCUCAGCGCCCAGCUCUUCCUCUUCCUUGUCCCCGGCCUCCAUUCCAGAAGACGUCUUCUUCAGCAGUUCUCCUGAGGAGAAGAGGAACUUCUUGGCUGAGAGUGACGAGUGCAGCAGUGAGGAGGACCUUUUAGACCUCUGCCCUUCCCUGAGAGAUUCAGAAUAUUUCAGAGACCUGCAACUCGGAUCAACCGAGCCACCAAACACACAACCUACAGCCUUGAACGCACCCAACAAGAGUCCUACUUCUUUGAUACCUCUUCUGUCGACACCAGAAAGCGAAUCCGACCAGGAUUUCACAGAGUCAGACACCCAGCAACUUUUGCAGAUAGACCACACUUUGAUUUCCAGCAUGGAUCGCUUGAUUGCUGUCAAAACCUCAGAGUCUCAGGAUUAUCCGCCGUCGGACCAAGAUGAGGACUCAGACAUGGAUACCUUUCCUAUAUUGGUUAGAUCAAUGUCCACAUCUCGUAGGCACAGCUGGGAAUGUCCAGUGUCUCCGAUUGACCUUGGAAGAAGGUUCAGCUUAGACACUGCCGGAAUUGACAGCGAUGGGGAAAGAGAAGUCCAGUGUCUGGCCAAAAGUUCCCUUUUACCAUCAUCCUCCUUCUCCGAAAGUUCAGUGGAAGAAGCAACCAGUGCUGUUGAAAGUGAAAGUCCUAAAACACAACGACAGCAGCCGUCCACACCAACAAAGACCAUUUAUUCCAGAUCUGAGAUUCUGGCGACUGAUGAAAAAUCGCAAGCUGAAAGAGUAUCCCGCAUACUGGAGACUUCCAAGCAGGCUGCCAGAGAGGCCGGAGAAAAGCAUGAGUCUGAAGAGGGGCUGCAGUCUGGAGAGGGACGGAGUCACGUGGCGAAACGCAGAAAUUCAAGCACUGACAGAAAAGAGGUGACUGGGAACUUCACAUGGUAUGAGUUUCUGGCCCAUGAAAAUGACGAGGAAGAGGAGGAUCGGCCAGAGCGUCCAGAAAGAGGCACCAAAGUCAAGCGGACUCUGAGUUCACUGAGGAACCGCAUGACCGGAUCCUUCAACAAAGACAAAGGUAAGAAUCGUGAGAAGGAGCAGCACAAAGAAAAGGGCAGAGAGAGAGAAAAGGAUAGAGAGAAAGAGUUGAGCGAGCGUGUGAAAGUGCGCCGGCGCAGCGUCAGCGGCCACCAGCUCGUGCCCGGAUCUUUCUCCAGCUGCGCCACAUGUACACUGUGCAGCAAAACCCUGCAGAGGAAGCAUGGCUUGCAGUGUUUGAGUGAGUCUCACACACACACAAACACAUAAACACCUGUGCACACGUGCAUCUGCCCUGCCACCAAUACUACACACGCCGUUUUUCUGCCACCACAGUGCAUGCCACUGUAAACACCAGGCUUUCUCGAUGUUAAGGGCCAUAUGCAUCUCUCACGGCCUUUUGUUUGAUUUCAAGCUCUGAUAAAGUGUCAUCUGCUUGACCAAGUGACUCGUUCUGUCAUGUGACGCGCUUGUGUUUUGGCUGUUUUGCAACGUGCUUUGUGCUGUGGGUCCGCGGACACAUGAACUAGUUUGAUCUUAUCAGGUUGCAUGGUGACUGUGGAUGUUUAAAAGAGGAUGCGCUGCGAUGUCAUUACAUUUUU